Molecule: messenger RNA, 4299 nt
Organism: Plasmodium adleri (nom. inval.)
Lineage: Eukaryota; Apicomplexa; Aconoidasida; Haemosporida; Plasmodiidae
Product: conserved Plasmodium protein, unknown function
Exons: 3
Coding region: 1-4299 (1432 amino acids)
Source: RefSeq, a predicted model, not a curated record
AUGGAAAAUAUAAAAAAAAAUGAGGAGAAUAAUAAUUCUUACUUUUAUAAUAACAAUAUAGAUUAUCUAUCACAUAAUGAUAUAUUAUUCUUUCAAGAAAAAAAUAAAAAUAAAAUAGGUCUCGGUAGAGUUGUUAACUUUGAUAUAGAACUAGAUGUAAAUGAUAUCAAAUUUUAUAAUUCAUCUUGUAAAUCGUCUGCAAAUUAUUGUUUAAAAAUUUUAAAUAAUAUUGAUAAUAAAGAAUAUGUAAAAAAGAUUAUUAAUAAAUUAAACAGACGUAAUAAAAUAUUUGCAAAUACAAAAAAUAAGGAAGAUAAUAUAAAGGAUGAUAUAAAAAAUAAUACCAUUAAAGAAAAAAAAAAAGAAUAUAGUAUAUUACAUUAUUUUAAUAAGCGAAUUAUAAAUAAUAUUACCAAGUCUUCUAUUCUGUUAUUGAAAAAUAAAAGUAAUAAUAAUAACAAAAACUUUGACGUUAAAUCUGAAGAUGAAGAUAUAAAAAAUGAAAAAAAUAAAACUGAUCAUAAAAAGGAAAGCAAUAUAAAAGAUUGUAAUUAUAAUAAUAAUAAUAAUAAUUAUUCUUAUCAUAUGUAUAAUAUUACAAACACAUGUGAAACAAACCAAUCAUCUACACUUAUUACACAAGAUGAAAGACGAAAUGAACGUCGUAUCUUUUAUUUUAUUCAAUCUUUAGAAACUUAUAAAUAUAACAUUCAAUAUAAACGAAUUUUUAAACAUUAUAAAAUCCUUUAUCAUAAACAAUGGAAAGAUAUUAAAACAACAUACUGUAAAAAUAUACAGAAUAAAAUUGUCUUUGUAUUAGCCAUGAAAAUUUUUCAAAUUAAAAAAUUAUAUCCUAAUAAUAUUCAUUUUCAAAAUGUUAUGAUCAAUAAUCUUAUGAAAAUUUAUAAAAGUGAAAAAGAUCUACAUGUAAAUUAUCUUAUUCUUAAUUAUAUCAAAAAACUAGAUGUAAGGGUUAUUCUACAAAAUUGUGUUCUCAUAAGUAAUGAUGAGUUCAAUGAAAUAUUAUCAAAGCAUAGUAAAAAUAAUGAUCCUACAGAUUAUAAUACUACAGAUGAACAGGAUUGGGAUCAUUUGGGUUCGAACCGUGCAUCUGACGGAAUCAAGAUGAAUACUUUUUUGAAACACCAAAGAGAAAAACAAGAUGUAGAAGAUGUAGAAGAUGUAGAAAAUGAAGAAAAUGAAGAAGGUGUAAAAGAUGAAGAAGAUGUAGAAGAUGAAGAAGGUGAUGACGAAGAUGUAGAUGAUGAAAAUGAAGAUGAAAUGGACCAAUGUAAAGAAUAUAACAAUAAUAUUCAUAAUAUUCAUAAUAUUUAUAAUAAUCAUCUAAAUUUACUUCAGAAAUAUAAAGAAGAACAAUUAGAUGAUCAUUUAUUUAAAAGCACUUAUGAAAUUGAAAAUUUAAAAGAUAUUAAAAAUGAAGAAAAAAAAAUCUUUAACACGUCUCAGGAUCAAGGCGGUGAUUUAAAUAAUUGUAAACAAAUAAACACAUCAUAUUUGAAAACAAAAGAAGGAAAUAAUCUCAUGCACAAUGAUCAAAAGGAUAUUCAUAAAUAUAAUAACAAUUUUUUAAAUAAUAAUGAGGAUAUAAUCGAAUCUGAAACAAAAGAAUCAAAUUUUUUUGUAUCAAACAAUGUUGUAAAGAAAAGAAAAAUUAUAGAAGGUGAAACAUAUAAAUAUGAAUUAAAAGGUAAUAUACUAGCCAAAUUUAAAUCUCCAUAUGGUAUUAUAUAUAGAGGUCAUAUUAAAAAUAUAUUUACAAAUAAAAAUAAUAUACUAUCCUACUUUUUAAUUGUGCCUUCAAUUUUUUUUAUUAAUAAUUCAUUUUAUUUCUCGUGUCUAAACAUAGAUAUUGAUAUUCUCAAAAUAUUUGAAAUUAUAAAAAUUUUAGACAAAUCAAAAAUAAAGCAAAUAGAUAGUAUAAAUUUUAAUAAGUAUAAAAAUUUAAAACAAGUACAUGAAAAUAAUUUAAAAAUUGAUAUGGUGCAUGCAAAUAUAUCACAUGAAAAAUCUUCCAUACAAGAUAGAUGUAUUAGAAAGGAUCAUUCGAAGCAAAAUAAUUUUCAAGGAUAUAAUAAAAAGGGGGCUCCUUCUAAUGAGGAAAAAAUCAAGGAAGAAACAAAAAAAAAUAAUUCUUUUGGAAGAAAAAAAAGAAAAAAGGAUAUACGGGGAGAUGAUAUUAAUGAAAAACAUAUGAAUAAAGAGGACAUAAAUGAAAAACAUAUAAAUAAAGAGGACAUAAAUGAAAAACAUAUGAAUAAAGAAUUAAUGAAUGAUGUAAAAAAUAUGAAUAUUUUAAAUAUAGAUAAUACCAAUUCACCUUCAAAAAAUGAUAAUAUCAAAGGAGAUGUUAAUAUUAAUGACCAUCAUAGUAAUAAUAAUUAUGAAGAUAUUCAAGAACCUAAUUUAAAAGAUAAAGCUAGAAAUAAAAUAGAAAGUCAUCUUUUUUUUUUAAGAAGAAAACUUUUUGAUGUUAAUAGAAACAAAAUAGAUAAUAAGAAGAAUAAAACAAAGUCUAUUUUUUCUAUAAGUAAUGAAAAAAAAAAUACUUAUUUGUCAAAAAUUACAAACUUUUUUAAAAAAAUAGAACCCAAAAAAGAGAACCUAAAUUGUAUAUUUCAAAAGGAUAAUGUCAAUAAAGAAAAUAUAAAAUCUGUAAAUAAUAAUUAUGAUCAUAUUAAUGCCACUGAACAUGUUGUCGACAAAAGUGAAGAGAAAAAAAAUAAAAAAAAUAUAAAUAACAAUAUAUCAGGUGAAAUAAGUGAUAAGGAACAUGAUCAGCCAUUGAAGGAUAUUAAAAAAUAUAAAAAUAUAAACGAUAAUAUGAAUAAUAAAAAUUAUAAAAAUUAUAAACAUGACAAAAAUAAUAAAACAAAAUAUGAUAAGCAUGAAAGUCUUGUAAUAACAGAAUAUAAUUCUAGUGAUUAUAAUGAUUGUGUAAUGUCUAUAGAAAGUGAAUGGAAAAGACGAGAAACAUUUAAUUCGGUUUAUGGUACUCCUACCCCAAUAAAUAUAAAUAUAAAUAAUAUAAAUAAUAUAAAUAUAAAUGAUAUAAAUAAUAUAAAUAAUAAUAAUAUUAAUGUAGAUAUUAAAAAGGAAGGAGAUGAUAAUACAUACAAUUUAAAAAAUGAUGAUAUAAAAUAUAAUACUAUAAAUAAUAAUGUUAAUAAUGAAUAUAACUCAUAUUUAAAACAAAUUCAAAAUAUAAUUGAAGAAGAAAAAAUGAAUAAAGUUGAUAUGUUAUAUAAAUAUUCUAAAAAUAAUAUUAAUAUUUUAUUAUAUAUAUAUGUCAUGCAUAUAUAUAUAAAUAAAUUAUGUAAAAAUAUUAUUGUAAAAAUUCUAAAACCUAAUAUUAAAUAUGGAAAUAAAACAAAAUAUGAUCAUACAGAUUUUAUUUUAUCUCCACUUAUUGGUUAUUCAUAUUCUAAAUUCUAUAGACUUAAAUUUAAUUACAUGAAUAUACAAUUAAGAUCUGAUGGAAAUAUUGAUAGGAGAUAUAAACUAGCCAAAGAACAUUUAAAAAAUAAACAAGAACAAAAAAAAAAUAAAAUAAAAAAAAUCAAAAAUAUAAAAAAUAUUAAAAAAAAAUAUAAAAAAUUAAAGUGUAAUAAAAAAGAAUCUGAUACAGAAUUGAACCUAUCUAGUGAUACAGAUAUAUAUGAUAAACGUUUAAAAAUUAAAAAAGAUAAAAUCAUAAAAUCUAAAAAUCAUGUUAUAAAAAAAUCAAAAUGUCAUAUUAUCAAAAAAGACAAUAAAUUGAAUUACAAAAAAAAUGAAUUUUUUACACAACAAGAUGAUAAAAAUGAUAAAAAUGAUAAAGAUGACAAGGAUUCAUCUAAAGAAUAUUUUCUCUCAAAUAAUUAUAACAUUAAUGAUGAUACAGAUUCUACAAAAAAAAGUUAUAAUGAAAAUAUUAAUUUUUAUUUAUGGUGUAUGUUUAAUUGGGACUAUAGAAAAACAUUAAGAGUAUCUUUAAAUAGUAUAUCAAAUAAAAAAAUAAACAACUUUGACAUUUAUAACUUUUUCUUUUACAAUUAUGAUACUAUAUCAAAUCUAAAUGAAAUAAAUAAAGACUUAGGUAUUCUUAUAGAUAUUUAUAAAAGUAUUAAAAAUAUAUUAUAUCAAAAUUUAUCUUUAUAUGGAGAUUUGCUUUUAUUGAAUGCACCAUAUAAUAUGACAAGAACACAUACUGAUGAAGAGUUGAUAUGUUUCUGGCUUAAAACUUUAAAUCAGUUGUAUCUAAUCAGGGACGGCUUUUCAAAUUAUUUUAAAAAUUUUUAA